UUGCACAGCGGCGCGUGCACUGGGGACCAAACUUGGGGGAGAGAGAGAGAGAGAAAGAAAAAAAAUAGUCAGGGAAUACAGUCGAAGAAAUCAUGACAGGGAAAGAAGGGUCAGUGUUGUCGGAGAGUUUAAACAAGCCCAAAGCGGCAUCCCCCGCUGACAAUGUGGGGACAAACAACCACCAACCAUCAAAGACAAAUUCCUCCACCGCUCCCAGAUGUACGGGAUUCGGGAUCCAGGAAAUUCUGGGGCUCAAUAAAGAGCCGCCCUCCACCCCCAGGACCGCCCUGGAGUCUCUGCCGGCUGGAGCGCACUUGCUUGCCGCCAGGUCGGUGCUGGGUCCCGCCGGAGUUGGGAUGGGAUUAAUUGGAGCUGGAGGAAUCCCUUCAUUUUACAGCCAGCCUGCCUUUUUAGAGGUCCUGUCAGACGCACAAAAUGUCCACCUGCAACCCAUUAACCGGACGAUUGGACCCUUGGACGCAAGCCAGACCGCUAGCUCAGAUUCCGAAGAUGUUUCUUCAAGUGAAAGGAAAGUUUCUAAAUCCUCGUUGAGUCAGAGCAAGAAAAGGAAGAAAAGGCGACACCGUACAAUCUUCACCUCUUACCAGUUGGAGGAAUUGGAGAAAGCCUUUAACGAAGCCCACUAUCCGGAUGUGUAUGCCAGGGAGAUGCUGGCCAUGAAGACAGAGCUACCCGAGGACAGAAUACAGGUGUGGUUCCAGAACCGGCGUGCCAAGUGGAGGAAGCGCGAGAAGUGCUGGGGCCGCAGCAGCGUGAUGGCGGAGUACGGGCUGUACGGCGCCAUGGUCCGGCACUCCAUCCCCCUGCCCGAGUCCAUCCUCAAAUCUGCCAAGGAUGGCAUCAUGGACUCCUGUGCCCCCUGGCUGCUUGUUCAAGAUGGCUUUCCAAUGACCAGACGGUUUUCUAAAUCCGACUACCCACAAUUCUUUUUAGGGAUGCACAAAAAGUCAUUGGAGGCGUCAGUGACCCCCUCAGCAGGGAAGCCCGAUGCCACUCAGUCGCCAGCCAAUCAGAAACAGGAUGAGCUGGAGGCAGAGGAGAGGAGGAAAGAGUCCAAGUCACCCAUUUCCAAAGAGGAACUGAGGGAAAACAGCAUUGCAGCACUCAGGGCCAAAGCACAGGAGCACAGUGCUAAAGUGCUGGGGACAGUAUCCAGUGAGGGACAGGGGAACAAGAUGGAGACAGACGACGCAGAAGAGAAAACCAGAGAUCCGUUAAAUUCUUCAGAAGAGGAAAAAAAAUAAAUACAAAUGUUACCUUUUGAAAACAAAGGACUUUCUUUGUAUCUUAGGACUUUUCAGUGCCCUUGCAGUACUUUAAACCUCUAUAAGAACUCUUUCAGAAUCGUCAAAUCUCCGUCACUUUUACAGGUUUUAUAAGUGUAACAUACAUGUAUAUUCAUGUAGUUUUUUUUCUAGCCACGUAAUUAUGGUUUGCUUCUUGUCUUUCCUCCUUUGCUUUUGCAUAAAUCUUUCUCUCCGCACAAAGAUUGUUUAGCUUCAAAGACAGAACGUCUCUUACAGGUGAUACAAACCUACUGAUGUGAAAAACACCCACUAGGAGGCAGUCAAGGUCAACAAACUCAGUAGUAAGGUGUGAUGUCUUUCAUGCAUGGUUCUCAUGCAACUUUUAUUCCUGCUGUAUGCAUGGUCCUGCACAGGAGCAUUGUAUAUACUGUUUUAUUACCUGUCACUGGAAGAAAAACAAACAAAAACUGUUGUCUAUAUUUUCUGAAAUUGCAUAAAGACAUAAGAGAAUAACCUGAAUUUAAGCCCUUUCUGCAGUCAUAUGCAAUUAAACAGAGAAAAUCAAAUCUCUCCAAUUUCGGUAUCAGCUCAUGCAGACUUCAGAAGACUUUUGUCCUGUGCUUAAACCUUGACGCAGUAUCCAGUUUUUUUCCCCAUGACACUCAGUAUACUCAAUUUGAGAUCCCAGAAAUCCCAAAAGGUGUCCAAUUUCAUCUGAACUUGCUCGUUUUUACUUUCUAAAUUAUCCAGAUCUGUCACUGAAGCCUUGUUUAAAUUGACUUUGUUAAUUAGGAUGGCAGCUAGGUUUGGUUUUACAGGUCUGUAUUGGUGGGGCAGGCAAGCUUGCAUUCACCAUGAAAAGACAGCUUCUCCCUUUUCAGGAGUAAGGAUGAGAGCACGUACAAAAUAAUAAUUCUCUGAAUCCCAUAACUGGAACUUAAACUUGUGAUGAACAUCUGGGCUCAAUGGUUAGUGGGAUGUGGCAGCAAGCCCUUUGUUUGCGAAUGGAAUUCUCUUCCGGAUUUUUUCAACACCCAUUCCCUUAAUAAUAACUGUAACUUGUAACUGCAAAUGUAACUUACUUUUGAUACCAUUAACCUACUACACAUUGUCUCACCCACUGUUUUGAAGAUCUGGUGCUCGAUGAAGACAUCGCCCUAUAUCUUGUAUCCAGAAUGUAACAAUGAAGCAGACAAGAUUCCAGAUUAGAAAAGAACACUGACCCAUCUGAUAAUUCCCAUCUAAUAAUCCUUUUGCGUUUGUCAUCACACUCUAGCAUAGAUAAUGCAGACAAAGGCCAACAAGUACUGGGUUUUAGAUCUGAGAUUGCUAGGAGGGCCAGACGCUCGACUGUACCAAGUGGAACUUAUUUGUGAGGAUAAAAAUUACUUUAGCUGAUGACAGGUUUUGCAUUCUAUUUCUGGACUGUUUUAAGCAGAUGUUAUCUGGGCUUGAGAUAAGAAAGACUCCGGUUUGACCAUACAUAAACCCAUCUCCAGAGAGACAGUUUCUAUCAUCCUCUCAUUUACAUUUAAAUGCCAUUAUUGCAACAGCCCACCAUGAACGAACACUGAUAAAUAUCUUGUGAUGAGUUUAAACCUGACCAUUCUCCGGAUCUCUCCACGUUACCAAGCAGCUUUAGAAUGUACUUCUUCCUGGUGUAAAUGGUGUAAAUAAUGGGAAAAUAGCAUACCACUGAAGUGUGAAAAACAUGAAAUAUACUUUAAUGUAGCUAAGAAUAAAACAAUGUGUUUUUUGUUUUACCUUUCUGUAUGAUAAAAAUAAAACGUGCAAUGGUUAUUUAGACAACGCGUGUCGUGUGUCCUACAGUUCUUUCAUCAACUUCUGUAUUCAUGUUUCUUCCAGAACCCCCUCCCUGCCUGAUUAGUCUGUAAAGCGCGCUUAUUUGUCUCUUUGCAGUUAUUUUAAAAUUCCUUAAAUUUUCGCCAGUACCUUAAGCAAACGAGCAACCUAUUAAGAACAAGAAAAUGUAAGAAUGU
Lepisosteus oculatus (spotted gar) is the source of this 3268-nucleotide messenger RNA. RefSeq names its product visual system homeobox 2 (gene vsx2). Gene Ontology annotation, cellular component: nucleus. Lineage: Eukaryota; Metazoa; Chordata; Actinopteri; Semionotiformes; Lepisosteidae. The record is from RefSeq and is a predicted model, not a curated record. Gene Ontology annotation, molecular function: sequence-specific double-stranded DNA binding; DNA-binding transcription factor activity, RNA polymerase II-specific. Gene Ontology annotation, biological process: regulation of transcription by RNA polymerase II.